Gymnodraco acuticeps is the source of this 4793-nucleotide messenger RNA. RefSeq names its product RUNX family transcription factor 1 (gene runx1). Gene Ontology annotation, cellular component: nucleus. NCBI's taxonomy places the organism in Eukaryota, Metazoa, Chordata, Actinopteri, Perciformes, Bathydraconidae. Gene Ontology annotation, molecular function: RNA polymerase II cis-regulatory region sequence-specific DNA binding; DNA-binding transcription factor activity, RNA polymerase II-specific; ATP binding. Gene Ontology annotation, biological process: regulation of transcription by RNA polymerase II; regulation of cell differentiation; hemopoiesis. The transcript has 13 exons. The coding region runs from base 2107 to 3642 and encodes 511 amino acids. The record is from RefSeq and is a predicted model, not a curated record.
UGCCGAGGGGAGACACACACAUGGCUAAAUGGCUGCUAGCAAACACAGCAAUACUUCAAAGGAGGAGGCGUUUUACUGGAAGAAUCCGGCUACUCCUGCUGAAUCAUCAAAAUGGAGGCGAUGGAAUCUCCUUCACAUCUCUCUAUGUUGCCCCCCGUGGCGGUGUCUGACCCCGGUGUGACCCAGGAAGCUGCAGCUGGAGGUCAUGUUGUGUCUGGGAGGGGUCAGGGGUCAGCGGGUGAGCUGCCUCCCACUGAGCUCUCCCAGGACAGACAGUAGGACAUCUACCGACCAGUCCUCAACUAGCCUCCGUCCUGAGAAACGUAAGCUUUUUUCUAGACACUGUGCAUCAGUAACAAACAAAUAUUUAACAUAAUGUGUUUUUGCUUUCAGCUGAGCUUAGCACUAAACAGGAAGUGUAUUGGCUCUUCUUCAGAUGGGUGUCAGAAACCCAUAUGGGUGUGGGUUAGUGUGUGUGUGAGGGGGUUGGGUGAGGUGGCUUUGUUGCAGUUAGGGAGGGGUAGAAGUGUGUCAGUGCAGGUGUUGGGGUGUAAGGAGGCGUAUAUUUGAGGGUCAAGUUGCAUGUGUUUGUGUGUGCGUGUGUGUGUGUCUCAAAAGGCUGAUUAUAUAGGUAACCAGCAGGUGUUUGACCACACACAUAUACAUUACAAUUAAAAUGUAUUUAACAGGGUUUUCUUUCAGACUUAAGACUCCUGAAGCUGUAUACCCCUAUUUGACUUCCAUUUUUACUGGUUAAAAUUGCCCUAUUAUAUGUUUUGGGGGGUUCCCUUCCCUCUAGUGUGUUAUAUAGGUGUCUGUACAUGUAAAUGGUCUGCAAAGGCUAAACCUUAGCCUAAUGGCACAGUCCAAUUAACCAGGCUUAUCUACAUAGGAAGGUGUUGACCAGCAGCUCAGCCUUUUACCAGAAGCAAGGUGCAGAGGAGUCUUCACAGGGCCCCGUUAAGUGUGCAUAGCUUGUACAUUUUAAAGUGAUAAAUAUGACAGCAGCUCUCUGUGAUGUUUCUUUUUAUCAACUGUCUUGGAGCCACAGAAUACAUUAUACAACAUGUCAAGUCAGUGGAAUUCCCCUUUGAGUAUUGUUACUCACAUGCAUCCUGUAUUAAAAGCAACGCAGUGAUCAGUUCUACGCAAUAUAAAACAGCAAUGGAUACACUUCUCUCCUUAACUAACCUUCAACAUGCUCCUACACACACACACACACACACACACACACACACACACACACACACGCACACGCACACUAGUGGUCACAGUGGUCUGACAGUCUGACCUGCUGUGAGGCUUGGUGAAGUAAAGGUGACUCACUCCCUCUGUCUAACCCCGCUACAAACACACAGACCACAAACGCACAUAUGGGCGCUCACAAACACACACCACAACGCCCUCUCCCUCCGUUUCGCUUGCCCUAACCACAGCUACUUCCUCGGUGAGGACUGUUGGCUGAGGGGGGCAGGUGGUUAGUUUGAUUACACACUCACACACAAGCACACAACAAAGCCACAAGGCCAGAUUAAUAGAAGAGAAAGACUCUUCGGCGACAUUGAAUGUCAAAAAGCUCAUCAGCAAGGAGAUCUGGAGAACCACAUACUCAAUGCUGAGAGAGAGAGGAAGAUGGUGACAGAGAGGAAGUGCGGAAGCCGAGCUGCAAGCACGUCCACGGACAGAGAAGACGCCAUGUAGAGAAAGGUACACAGAAUGAGUUUUGUGGAUUAUUUUGCAUCUGAGUGGACGACUGGGAAAACCAAGGAGCUUUUUCAGCCACCUCUUCUCAGGAGCGGGACACCUCAGCUGGGAUGAAAAAAGGUGGAGUCUGAAAAACAUCUGAAGAAUAAUCCUUUCAUGGCAUCCAACAGUGUCUUUGGGUCAUUUUCGUCAGCUUUGAUUAUAGCGGCUGUCUGUCCCUCUCGUCCCCUGAGUUGGGGCCACCCUGAGGCCAGUGACAGUGGCAUGGCAAUGAUCAAUACCACACACACACACACACACACACCCGCAUGCUGCCACCCUUGACGAGAGAUCGAUGGAGGGAUAGAUUUUUACUUCUGCUUUUAUCUCUGCUGUUGCUGCUUCUGCACCCAGGAUUGAGGCAUGAACCCUGGGGCAUUCUCCAGCUCUGGCCCCCUGUCCUGGGCCAUGUACCUGAUGAGGAAAGGCCGGACAGGCAGCGGACUCUUUGACCCAGCCCCCGGCCGGCGUUACACCCCCCCCUCCACCACCCUCGCCUCGGGGGGGAAGAUGGCCGAGGCCCUGCCCCUGGGCACCCAGGAGGCCGGAGGCGGGGCCUCUCUGGUGGGCAAACUGCGCAUGGCUGACCGAGGCAUGGUGGAGGUGAUCUCAGAUCAUCCGGGGGAACUGGUGAAGACGGACAGCCCCAACUUCCUGUGCUCCGUGCUGCCCACACACUGGAGGUGCAACAAGACCCUGCCCAUCGCUUUCAAGGUGGUUGCCCUUGGCGACACCCCUGACGGCACCUUGGUUACGGUGAUGGCGGGAAACGACGAGAACUUUUCCGCUGAGCUUCGUAACGCCACGGCCGCCCUCAAGAACCAGGUGGCCCGAUUCAAUGACCUGCGCUUUGUGGGCCGCAGCGGAAGAGGGAAGAGUUUCACUCUGACCAUCACCGUGUUCACCAACCCUCCUCAGGUGGCCACGUACCAGAGAGCCAUUAAGAUUACAGUGGACGGCCCCCGAGAGCCAAGACAUUUGUGUCAUCUCUUCCUCCCAGGUCAUCGUCAGAAGAUGGAUGAAGUUAAACCCGGAACGCUGGCUUUCUCCGAGAGGCUCACGGAGCUGGAGCAGCUGAGACGGAGCUCCAUGAGGUUGACGCCUCCUCACCACCAUCACCAUCAACACCCCGCCAACAGCCGCCAGUCUGCAGCACUCAACUCUGCCGCCUUCUCUAGCCCUGCACACGCUCAGAUUACUGCUGACUCCAGGCAGAUGCAGUCGUCUCCAUCUUGGUCCUACGACCAAUCGUAUCCCUACCUUGGCCAGAUAACCACGCCCACUGUCCACACAGCCAAUCCCCUUUCGCCUGGUCGAUCUACGCUCAGUGACCUGUCCUCGCGUCUCACAGGUCCUGACCUCACAGCCUUUGGCGACCACAGGAUGACCUUGGAACGACCUUUCACCUCCCUCCCCUCCUUACCUGACUCCCGCUUCUCGGAUCCCCGGGUCCACUACCCCUCUACAGCCACCGCCUUCACCUAUGCCCCCUCUCACAACGCCGUAUCCAAUGGCACCCUCGGCCUAUCCAUGGCAACGGCCAUGGCGAACACUCCAGCGGGGAGGUACCACACCUACCUGCCUCCCCCCUACCCGGCGAAUACCCCCCACCAGGGUCAGAACGGGCCCUUCCAGUCCACCUCCUCACCGUAUCACCUGUACUAUUCCACCACCGCCGGAUCAUACCAGUUCUCAAUGAUGGCCGGCGGUGGGGGAGGCACCGACUCUCGCUCCCCGCCCAGGAUCCUGCCGCCGUGCACCAACGCCUCCACAGGCUCCUCCCUCCUGCACCCCUCUUUGCCCAAUCAGAAUGAAGGAGUGGGGGUGGAGGUGGAGUCCAGCCACAGUAGCUCCCCCACAAACAUGGCCGCUGCAGAGUCCGUCUGGAGACCGUACUGAAGCAGGCUCAAGGUGCUCCCUGGUCAUGUGACUUCACUGAAUAUACACACCAACACAAAAUAUGAUGUGACACGAGGCACAAGUCAAUGUAAAAGCGUGUCAAAAAACAGAUAACUCUUAUCUCGGUUAAAGGAUGAGGAAGUCUGAUGGUAUUUUAUAUUUUUUACGCAUGAAGAGCGCCAAACCCACCAUGUGUGUGUCUCUCUCUGGAUGCUUUCUGACUUUACCAUCCUUCUGUGGCUCUCUGCCAUCUAUGUUGUUCCCAGAUUUCAUCCUAGACCUUACUGAUUUCACACACCUCUACUGUGAGUGGAGUUUCAUCACAGUCAGGUUAGAGGAAAUGUUGCCACACAGGGUACAAUGUUGAGGGUCACCUUUCCUUGGGUAAACUACAAUUUUAAAACCUGCUGACUAUUUUAUUUAUAUUCAAGCACUGGAUUUUUUCAUGCCAUUAAAUAUUUGGAAAGACUUCACAGAGCAUGGUUCGUCAUGACUUACCCAGGAGCACCCAGUUUAAACAGCAGUGAAAUAACAUUGAAAAGGCUUGGAGAAAAACGAGUGAAUAUGGACAGAUGAAUGCAGCUUCCUUUGUAAAAAAAAAAAGCGACUUUCUCAUAAAUGGUGUUCAUUAGAGAUGAUUUGCUCAUGCCAAAUAAUUCGAUUGCCUGUUUAUGUUUAUGUUUGUCAUUGUUUAUUCCCAUGAUUGUAUCUCCUCUCUCAUUCUUCUGACAUUUUUCAAAAAACUGCCCAUUAUUGUCAUCAAUAAAAUAAGAAGACUGUUGGUGCUAUUACGGCCCUUGAGACAAAUUUGGACAGAAAAUAUAAAAACUGCAACAAAUCUUAAUUGACUGAUUACAUAUUUAUCAUGGACAGGCCUUACCACACUGAUUUCUACAUAUUUUGAGAGAACAUUACAGCAUGGAGUUCUGUAAAAUGCAUUAAUUUAUUCCAUUUUGGUAGCAUGUUGUGUGUAUGUGUGCGUGCGUGUGUGAGUGAUCCACUGUCGAUUUGUACUGUAUAUAACCAAGGCUGAAAAUGACACCGGCAUUUGAUCCUGUUUUCAUCACCCCUUCUCUUUUUGUUCUGACAUGUUGAUAGUACAUUUUUGAUUUGUGUUUUAUAUAAAAGUUCUUGGGAAAUAAUCCAACUUU